AUGAAUUUAUAUGAAAAAGCAUUGGAAGAUGUGAAUUUUAGCAUAUCUUUAAAAAAUAAUGAUGCUGAAAGUUAUUAUUAAAGAGGUAUAAACUCAAUCUUAUAAUUUAAGCAACAAUUUAUUGGAGAAAAUAAUUAUUUGACCAAGCAUUAGAAGAUUGUAUGAAAUGUGUUGAGAUUAAUAAAGAUUUUUCGAUGGGCUAUUGCAGAAUGGGUAAUAAAAUUAUAAUAAGUUUUUAGGCACUAUUAUGAAAGAUUUGAAAUAAAAGAAUAAUGAACUCAAAUAUUACAAUUAAGCUAUAGAAAAGGAUGGAAAUUGUUAUUAAGCAUUUUUUUGUAGAGGUAACAUAAAAUUUAUAUUAUUAGGGCUUUAUUAUAUGGAUGAACAAAAGGUUGAUUAUGCGCUAAGUGAUUUCAAUUCAGCUAUUGAAAUCAAUCCUAAAUAUUGUUUGGCUUUUUAUAACAGAGGUUAAAUCUAAUAUACAAAAUAUACAAGGAAAUUUAUAUUCUGUUUGUGAUGAGGUAGAAAAUGCAUUAAAUGACUAUAAUAAAGCAAUCCAAUUAGAUCCAUUUUUUUUUAAAUGCCUAUAAUGGAAAAGAUUUUAUCUCCAUAUUAGAAUUUUAGGCGUUGCUUUAUAGAAUUUAAAAUAAUAUCAACAAGCAAUAACCUGCUUUGAUAAAGCGAUUUCACUUGCUCCAAAUUAUGUUAAUGCUUAUUUUAACAAAGGUUUUAUGUUAACUAUAUUUUAGCAAAUUCUUUACAAAAAUUGGACCAAUACUCUUAAGCCAUUAAAACUUAUUAAAUAGCUUUGAUGUUAAACCAUCCUUCUGGAAAUUAUAUUAUUUAAACAAUCAACUUGCUUAGAGCAUUAUUAUGA
Paramecium pentaurelia is the source of this 877-nucleotide messenger RNA. The record is from the annotation of a GenBank genome assembly. Lineage: Eukaryota; Ciliophora; Oligohymenophorea; Peniculida; Parameciidae.